ACCUUCUGCAGGACUCUCACCAUACCUCGCAGUGGAAUUUAGUUCUGUCAGGUUGUAACUUCAUUGUCUUGGUAUAACAAAGGUAGUGCUCUGCUUACCAGAAAUCCUGACGACCUUCCGGAUUCAUCACUGGCGACGCCUCUGCUGGCACUCCGGACAUUUCCUUGCUUAAACUAUUGCUCUACUUCUGAGCUAUUCUAGACCCUUGUCCUGACUUACAACUAUUGCAUGCGUGGCGUAUUGGACUGGUUUCCCGUCCCUUUGACUGUCAGAGGACUAUAACGUAUAGGCAGUUGCGUUUCUUUGGAAUCGACGCGAUAAGAUGUACGCGCACGGUACUUCCGGCUCCGCGCAUAUACCCCAACCUCCCCACAGUGCGGGACUCUCGUACAAAGGUCUACGGGCUGCAAUUGAUCCUCAUCAAAUUCCGUCACCGAUCGAGGUGGUUGAAGCUGACCAGGAGAAAUGGGAAAACCAGCCGUUCAUGACAUUACCAGGGACUCACCCUCCACUGUCAACGACGGAAUACGUUGCGGUCGAUCAAGGAAAUUCAACGCCGAGAUUCUUGCGCGUCUCGACGUGGAAUUUUCCAAGUACCUCGAGGCUCGCGAACGAGUGUGAGAUCCCUCUCGCCGCUAUCAUACAACCAUUUGCCGAGCAGGCCCCGGGAGAAGAACCGAUUCCACUUGUAGAGACGGGUGAGAAUGGGCCACCGCGGUGUGCUAAGUGUAGAGGGUACAUCAACCCGUGGUGUACAUGGGUAGCGAAUGGUGCAAAGUGGAAGUGUAAUCUGUGUAGUCACGAGACAGAAGUGAAUCCGGAGUACUACUGCGCCCUUGAUUCUAACCUAUUGCGUCUCGAUCACUCCCAGAGGCCGGAACUGAAUAAGGGUACAGUCGACUUUACUGUUCCCGAGGAAUACUGGGCACCUCAUCCACCUCCCAGAAUCACGCCACUCUAUCAGUCUUAUGCUCCUCUAUCUUCCUCAGGCCAUAGGCCUCCUCGACCUAUGGACUAUGUCUUUGUUUUGGAAGUAACCAUGGAUGCUAUUCGAAAGGGCUUUGUUCGGUUGGCUUGUGACUCGAUCUUGCGUGCUAUCUAUGGAGAAACACCGAUAAUACCGUCUUCAAGUCGAAUAUCUAUUGUUACCUUUGACAAUACGAUACAAUUCUAUAACCUUGCUUCCCAUCUAGAAAUCCCACAAAUGCUUGUUGUAGCUGACCUUGAUGACGUUUUCCUUCCUUCUCUCGAUGGCCUCUUCGUCAAUCCUUUGCAGUCUCGAAUAUUGAUCGAGAAGGUGCUGGGCUCGCUUUCACAACGAGACGAGUUUUCUGCUGUGACUGAAUCUUCCCUUGGGUCUGCAUUAUGCGGUUGUCUCUCUGCUCUCGCUGGACGUGGCGGUCAGGUCAUCGUCUUUGCGAGUUCACUUCCCACCAUUGGCGUAGGAGCCCUGAAACCUCGCGAGGACGAGUCUAACAUGUACGACACUGACAAAGAGUCUACACUCUUCCUUCCUAGAGAUGAAGCUUGGAAAGACCUUGGCGAACAAUGUGCUGAGGAGGGUAUAGGCAUCAGCAUGUUCCUGGCGCCUAGUCACAACAUGGACGUAGGCUCAGUCGUGGUUCCGGCUUCCAUGACUGGAGGUGAACUAUUCUAUCAUCCAAGAUUCGAUCCCGUGCGGGACGGCCCAGUUAUGGAUUCCCAACUCCAUCGACUGCUCUCGCGCACAACCGUGUACAACGCCGUGAUGAAAGUCCGGAGCUCUUAUGGAUUCAGAGUCAGUUCUUACCAUGGGAACUACUACGAAAACCCUGCCUCCGAUCUGGAGUUUGGCACUUUAGACGCCGAUAAGGCUAUUUCCAUUGGGCUGGAACAUUCGCGGACACUGGACGAGAGACAAUAUGCUCACAUUCAGGCUGCUAUUUUGUAUACGACCGUUGAUGGUCAGCGUCGUGUGAGGACAUGCAAUGUGGCGCUGCAAGUUGUCGCACUUGCUGGUAGCGUCUUUCGAUUUGCUGAUAUGGACGCUGUGGUAUCUCACGUCAUCCGAGAAGCUAUUUCGAAGCUGUCCAGUCAAAGGAUUGCCUAUAUUCAGGAAGAACUAACUGAGAGAUGUGCUGCUAUCCUGCUUGGAUAUAGACGGAAUUGUGCUGCCUCUACAUCACCGUCGCAACUCAUCAUUCCGGAAGCUUUCAGAGCAUAUCCUGUCUAUACGCUAGCAAUGUUCAAGAGCAAGCCACUCAAAGCACGAUAUGUUUCUUCGGACAUGCGAAACUAUUGGAUCCAUAAGCUUAUGGGCAUGAGCACCCGUUCUAUCAUGCAUCAUCUCUAUCCUCGGUUGAUGGCGUUACAUGACUUGAACGAAACCAUUGCUUUGCCAAGCCCCCAUACCAACCGUGUUGACAUGCCUUCACUCAUGCGAGAUAGUCAUAUAUUCAUGACAGGAUACGGAAUCUAUCUCAUUGACGACGAAGAGACGACAAUCCUCUGGAUUGGAUCAAGUGUAUCGCCACAAUUACUACAAGAUCUUUUCGGAGUAGAAGACGUAGCUGAUAUCAAUCGCAACAUUACCCAGCUUCCUCAAAUUGACUCCCUGCUCUCGACCCAAGUACGCAAUAUCAUUGCUCACAGACGGGUAGAGCGCGGUGGACGUCAGGCAAGGUUCCACAUUGCCAGACAGAACAUGGACGGUGCAGAGAUAGAGUUCAGCGAUAUGCUUGUUGAAGAUCAAAAUAAUGCUGCCAUGUCGUACUUGGAUUAUCUCUGUCUUGUCCAUAAACAAAUCAAUACUGCUUUGACCUCUGGAGGGUCUUUACCAAGCAGUAGCAGUUUCAGAAGUUCUCCUUGGUGACACAAUGUACAUGUUCAAAUCUAAUGCUAUAAUAUGAUUCCUGCUUGCAUUCCACUACAGACACGAGGGGUAUACUUUAAUGGCUCAGGCAUCAACAAACGUCCAGUUCCAUGCCGCGACGCCCCCCGCCUCAGCAGCUGACACUUCAAAGCCACGCCUUGUCCCCAUACUGAGAGAUGAAAGCUCCACUAUCCUUGACUGAUAGUUUGGAGAUGGUACCAAGCAUCAGGGAGACAGAUUGUUCUGGUGUGAGGAACACACCGUUCCACUCCGGGUAACCUGAUUGGAAGACCUUGAUCAUCGGACCAAACGUCGCCUCCACCUCGUUGGCUGUAAACAUAUGGUUACUAUGGUGUCACCGCAUUCCAGAGACCACAAGAGAACUAACGAGGGGCGUUCGCGCUAUUCACUGCGCCCGGCGAGAUUGACAAGAACAGAAUGUUCUCCUGUUUGUGAGCCGCAGCGUACUUUGCCAUGACCAUGUUGGUUGCCGAUUUGGAGGUUGCGUAUGGAGCGAACCACCAGAAUCCGGCGUUAACAGUGAACUCAAGAUCGGAGGCUCCAGUGCUGAUGGUGAUAACCUUCGCGAGGGACUUCUCCGAGGCCUUGCGCAGAAGAGGAAGGAAGACAUUGAUCGUCUUGAUGACGCCCAGCGUAUUCACUUUGAACUGUGUAGAUUAUGUUCAUGAUACAGAAAGGGAAGGACGGGC
Molecule: messenger RNA, 3561 nt
Organism: Somion occarium
Lineage: Eukaryota; Fungi; Basidiomycota; Agaricomycetes; Polyporales; Cerrenaceae
Source: the annotation of a GenBank genome assembly